CGAUGGAAGGGCAAAGUCGCACUGGUGACAGGUGCGAGUUCGGGGAUCGGUGCAGCAACCGCGUUUAAAUUGGCUAAAGCUGGCAUGAAGGUCGCUGCAUGCGCAAGGCGGGCCGAUCGCAUCCAGCAAAUGGUGGAGGAAUUGGGAGAUGACGGCUCAAUGAUGGCCAUAAAGUGCGACCUGACCAACGAUGAGGACGUGGAUGCAAUGUUUUCUCAAAUCAUGGAAACAUGGGGAGGCAUUGACGUAUGCAUCAACAAUGCCGCUUUGUGUGGACCAGUGAAGAUAACGGAUGGAGAUCGGAAGGAGUGGAGGAAACUGUUCGAUUUGAACGUUAUUGCUUAUUGCUACUGUUCGAAGAAGACAGUGGAAUCCUUGAAGGUGAGGGAUUGCGACGAGGGACACAUCAUCAACAUCUGCAGCAUCGGCGGUCAUCGGGUUUUUGAGCCGAUCCCCAAGCAUUAUAACGUAACGAAAUUUGCCGUGACUGCCAUCACAGAAUCCCUACGACUGGAGCUGAAGGAAACGAAGAGGAAUAUCCGAGCAUCGGAUCAUGGAGCGGUGGAAGGGCCGAGUAGCACUUGUGACGGGUGCGAAUGCAGGGAUUGGUGCUGCUAUUGCUAUGAAGUUGGCUAUGACAGGCAUGAAGGUCGCUGCAUGUGCCAGAAGGGUCGAUUCUAUCCAGAAUUGGGAGAUAAAGGCAAGAUGAUGGCCAUCAAGUGCGACCUGACCAACGAUGAGGAACAAGUAUCUCCAGGGGUGGUAAGGACGGAGAUGUUGGAUCACGUGCCAGAAGACCUUCUGACCCUCGUGAUGUCGGACAUGGAUCCCCUACUAGCCGAGGACAUAGCCAAUGCUGUGGAGUUCAUCAUCUCUGCUCCUCCUCAUUUCGAGGCGCGCAUGGAGCGAUGGAAGGGUAAAGUAGCACUUGUGACAGGUGCAAGUUCAGGGAUCGGUGCAGCUAUUGCCAUGAAGUUGGCCAAGGCAGGCAUGAAGGUGGCUGCAUGUGCCAGGAGGGUCGAUCGCAUCCAGCAAAUGAUGGUAAAAUUGGGAGAUAAAGGCACGAUGUUGCCCAUCAAGUGCGACCUGACCAACGAUGAGGAAGUUGAUGCCAUGUUUUCCCAAAUCAUGGGAACAUGGGGUGGAAUUGACGUCGUCAUAUCUUUAAAUUCAGAUGGUGACCGGAAGGAUUGGAGAUAUUUGCUCAAUCUGAAUGUAAUUGCACUGUGUUAUUGCUCCAAAAGAACGGUGGAGUCCUUGAAAGAGAGGGAUUGCGACGAGGGACACAUAAUCAAUAUUUGCAGCAUUGCUGGGCAUUGGGUGUACAAUGUGGACCCAAAUCUGUACAACAUAUCCAAGUUCGCUGUUACGGCUGUGACGGAAUCUCUUAGACUGGAGCUGAAAGAGACGAAGAAAAACAUCCGAGCAUCGCAUCUCACUUUCAGAAUUAAAGACAUUGCCAGUUGCGUAUUUUCUCGAAAGCAAAUAAGUCCGGGGCUCGUGUGGACGGAAAUGGUUGAGAACCACUUACCGAAAGAUCGACAGGCCGAGCUCAAAUCAAAAAUGGAUCCAUUGCAAGCCGAAGACAUUGCUAAUGCCGUCGAGUUCAUGCUUUCUGCUCCACCCCAUGUAGAGGUGAACGACAUGAUCAUCUGGCCGACACGGCAGAAAAUGCAAGAAUUCUCCAAUCAUAUCGACUUCGCUCCUGCCGUGAGGAUCUGAGUGCUUCCCAGUGUAGUGAUGUAUAGCACCACGGUGGAGGGUAAUAAAGCUAACACAGUGAUGAAAGCGAUCUCCGCAUUAGUGAGUCUUCAUGGUAAUGCCCGAGUGAGUCACAAGUGAGUGUCUCCUGAGCAUGGCCUUCCGGACCUUGCGAGGCUAUGUGCGGCUUGAAUGACAGCGUUGGAUUGCUGCGUCCAUGUGGACGUGAGUGGGAGAGUUCAUGCCGUUCUGCACCGAUGAAAAUUAGUGUUGCACCUAGCAUGAUG
Darwinula stevensoni is the source of this 1988-nucleotide messenger RNA. The record is from the annotation of a GenBank genome assembly. Lineage: Eukaryota; Metazoa; Arthropoda; Ostracoda; Podocopida; Darwinulidae.